This is a messenger RNA of Tauraco erythrolophus (red-crested turaco), 1020 nucleotides long. NCBI's taxonomy places the organism in Eukaryota, Metazoa, Chordata, Aves, Musophagiformes, Musophagidae. The record is from RefSeq and is a predicted model, not a curated record.
AGCCCGGAUGUGUUUGAGUCCCGUAUGGAAAAAAGAAAUGAAGUGAAAAAGCAGCCUGUGGGGCAUUCCAAGCAAGGAGAAUUUAUCAGGUGCAUGGAGGAAAAGGCAGAAGACUCAGGCACAAAGACAUCGAAGGGAGGUUUCACAAAAGAUAAGACGCUUGAUUCGAUUCUCAAUGUUGAGAUGGUCAAAGAAAAAUCAGCGGAGGAGAUAAAACAGAUUUGGAAUCAGUAUUUUUCUGCAAAAGAUACAGUUUAUGCUGUUAUUCCUGCAGAGAAGUUUGAUUUAAUAUGGAAGAGAGCCCAGAAAUGUCCAUCGUUUCUGUAUGCUUUGCCAAGAAAAGAAGGCUAUGAGUUCUUUGUAGGGCAGUGGUCAGGAACAGAAUUGCACUUCACUUCACUAAUAAACAUUCAGACGCAAGGUGAAACUGCUCCUAGCCAGUUGGUUUUGUACCAUUAUCCUGAGCUGCAGAAGGAAAAAGGGAUAGUACUAAUGACAGCAGAAAUGGACUCAAAGUUCUUGGUGGUCCAUGAAGCACAGUGCUUGGCAAAUCAGGUGCAGCUUUUCUAUGCAACGGAUCGUUCCCAGACCUACGAAUUAGUGGAGACCUUCAACCACAGAUCUAGUGAAUUUAAAUAUAUGUCAGUUAUAGCAGAGCUUGAGCAAAGCGGGCUUGGAAGAGAACUGAGACCUGGUCAGGUUUCUGACAAGUCGUAGAGCCUGACCUGUGGGUGAAGUGAGCCAGCAGCAGGCAGGGCGUUUCCCAGCUGGGACAGUCCUGUUUCCUUUGUUUUAUGAAUUUAGUUUGGCUACAGAAAGGAUCUAGAGACACCUUGGGAGUGUGAUAGUUCAGCCUGUCUGGCACCGAUGCAAGAUGAGGACUUGGGCCAUUUGAACGACAAUAACUAAUUGCCAAAAUGAAGCCCUGUACUUCAGUGUAACUUCAUCAGAACGAGCCACUUCCCUGUCCUGUAACUUACUGCUGCAUGCUGUAUUUUUGACAUCUGAAAUAAAAUGGCA